GUACUGGAUGCGCGGUUUUAAUUGUGGCUAUAGGAACACUUGCGUCGGGAGAGCGUCUGUAGCUGUCUCGCUGCUUUUUCUUUCAGCGACAUCAGCGUUGCGUUUAUAACUUUCGCUCCGUGACGUCCAGCUGUUUGUAAACGAGAGACUCCGCGCUAGGCACUACUAUUUUCACAUCCCGCGCGCCCGGCUCCGGGUGCGUUCUAGCUGUUCGCAUCGCGAGUGUAGAUGCGUUUUACGUUGAGCGCGUGCGGGGAGGGUUCAGCUGGCCAAUGCGCCAAUAUACGCUAACGGCUUAAAGAGCCGCUUCAGUGUGCAUGAUAGGAUGAAGACACCGCAACUGUCGGACAAUUCGUUAACACGUAGAGAUCUCACACAGCUACAACUGCGAGAAUAGUCGGAACGUCUGAUAAUAAAUGGACAGACCAGCAGCUUUCGCGAUUCACUUGUCACCGAGCUGGAGGAAUUAUUGGAAGUAAUGGGGAAUACAACACCCAAACCAUUAUUAGAUGCCAGUCGACAGCACCGCCCAGUGGCCAGCAGGCAGUACUGCACUAUUACCAACAGUGGAGCGGAGCGCCGCACAGCUGCCCCACCGAUCAGCAUCGAUACGCCCCGUUUUCACCCCCACGCCAAGGGCAAGAACAUUCGGCUUGACGCCCAACUGCGACGGGCCACACGGAAGAACAGCUUCUGCAAUGGCAUCACCUUCAGCCAGCGACCCGUGCGCUUGUACGAGAAGGUGCGUUUGCGCCUCUCGGGAAUUCACACGGGCUGGAGUGGGGCUCUUCGCUUCGGUUUUACCAGCUUAGACCCCAGCGAGCUUGCCCUGGUGGACAUCCCCAAGUAUGCUUGUCCCGACCUGGUGACACGGCCUGGAAACUGGGCCAAGGCGCUUCCCGAGAGGCUGGCCAUGCGGGACAAUGUUCUGGCCUUCUGGGCUGACCGCCACGGCCGGGUCUUCUACAGCAUCAACGACGGGGAGCCCAUUCUCUUCCACUGUGGUCUGAGUGUUGCCUGCCCACUCUGGGCAAUCAUUGAUAUCUAUGGAAUCACACAAGAGGUUACACUGCUGGAGAGCACGUUUGCUGAGAGCGUGGCCACGGGGUGUCUGAGUACCGCUCGACUCAGCGCCUAUCUUCCCCAGAGCAACCACGACUCGGCCAAUUACAGCAACAACCAGCUAGAGACCAACCAGGCCGCCGCCGCCAAGUUCGCCACACUGCAACUCAGCAGCUACAACCAGCUCAACCCGUGCUGCUCCGCGUCUUCUACGGCUUCAUCAUCCAACGCCUCCACCACCCAGAGAGCAGCCAGAGGGCUGUCCUCACCCCUCGACAACGACCUGCAUUUUCAUCCUGUCCGAGGUCCGGACGUCGUGCUCUCCAACGACCGCACGGUGGCGUGCACACACUUUCUGGACAGCAGCAGGACGUUGAUGUUCAGCGACAGGCCCGUCCGGGUGGGCGAGACGCUGUACAUGGAGGUGGGCCAUCUCGGCUUGCCGUACUUUGGGGCACUUCUGUUCGGUAUGACCUCGUGCGAUCCAGGCACCCUCAAUGCUGGCGAGCUUCCAGCCGACCCGGAAGUUCUUCUGGACCGUAAGGAGUACUGGGUGGUGUACAGGGGCUUUCCUGUGCCGACGGCGGGCGACGUGCUCAGCUUUACCCUUCUGGCCAACGGCGAGGUACAUCACGGGGUUAACGGAGGGGCACGUGGCCGUCUGUUGUGCGUGGACUCCUCUCAAGUUCUGUGGGCUUUCUUCACGCUGCAUGGGGCCGUGAACCGACUCAGGAUAUUAGGAACAAUUCAGUCCAGCCCAUCCAGCUGCUCAUCGGCAUCUCAGGGAUCAACACCUGAUGACAGUGACUCUGACCUGGCCUUCAGUGUCAACAGAUCCUCAUCGGCCUCUGAAUCUUCUCUAGUGACGGCCCCCAGCUCGCCUCUCAGUCCACCGGUCUCACCAACCCUCUCCUCAACAGACGCACCCCUGAGCAACAAGAUCAAUGAGUGUACAGUGUGCUUUGAUCAUGAGGUGGAUACCGUCAUCUACACAUGUGGACACAUGUGUCUGUGUAAUGACUGCGGGCUGAGGCUCAAGAGACAGAUUAAUUCUUGCUGCCCCAUCUGUCGCAGACCCAUAAAGGACGUUAUCAAAACGUACAGGCCAUGAAAGGACUAUAUUGUGCAAACUUGUAUUUAAGAACUUGCGUAUGUAGCUUGGAUUUGUGUAGCAGCAAGCUCUUUCCGUAAUUCUCUCACCUCAUAUUCAAACACGGAUAAUCUAAGACUAAAUGUUAAAUGAAGACAUGACUGAUGGGAAAAGAUUAAAUAUUUUAGUGCCUUUUGUAGUGUUCCUAAAGCAGCACUUAUUGAAUUAGACAAUCAUAUCUGGAAUGUUUUGUAUGGGUGUGAAUUAAGAAAUUAAAGUUAUUCUCAGAGGGAAAAAUGUGUAACACCGUAAUAAACAGGGCUACAAAUGGGAUUUUAUAUAUUAUAUUAAAGAAAUAUGUAUUGUUUGACCUUCUAAUUGCUGUGUAUAUUUGUAUAAUGACUGUUGAUUUUGACCAUUCAUUGCACUUAUCAGCACAAAAUAGAGAUUCCUUCUCAGAUUUCUACAUGCAGGACUACGUUUAACAAAGAACAAAAAAAAUCUUGUCUGUAUAAUAGAGUGGUGUGGUAUUUUAAGUUCCUUUUAUUCUUUCAUUUUGGCUCUGAAAAAUGUGUCAAACAAUGGCAUUUUCUAGUAAACAUUUUGUCCAAUGAACUGCUAAAAAAUUAUUUACCUUAAGAAACUGCACACAUGACAAAACAGUCGAAUCAUUGUGAAGAGUGAAACAUUGUAACUAUUCACUUCCAGCAUUCGCUCACCCGAAAAAGGGGCCUGAAAAGAAGUCAGAGCUGCAUCUUCAGAUGAAGGUGCUUGACAAUUCACUGCAGGCAUGACAGACUCACAAACAUGGCACAAAACUCACUGACUGUUGUGAUGAAAGGAAUCGUCAGAAUCAUGUUUCCAUUUGAGAUCUGGACAAACACACUUAUUGCAAACAGAAAUGGUUAGUCAUUGGUUUGAGCCUAGAAAAACAAAUUUUCGUAACUGAAUUUCUUAUUUCUUUACCAAGAUCUUGCCUUUAUUUCUUAAACAUUAAGUGCCAAAAAUGUCAUCAGUCUUAUAAUAUAGCUGACAAACUUAAAUUAGAUCAUCAACUAAAGACCCAAUGGCUGACCACAAUCCAGUGUUUUAAACCGGGAAUUUCAGGUACUGUGCAUCACAAGGUCCUAUCUCAUUCUCACUAUGAUACACUGGCAUGCAUCAGGGUUCAGUGCUGGGUCCACAUGCAAUCUCAGUUUCCACAGGGCUUUUACAAUCAAUUACCCGAAUUUUUUUUGCGUUUGGUCUAAAGAUGACGACAAUUAUAAACACUUUACAGUCCAGUGCUUGGAGGAGCAAAAACGAGCUUCUGCUGACAUGGCAGUGGUCCUUCCCACAAUACAAAUCAAAAUAAUUUUCCUAUAUCUCCUUACUGGACAUCACAUCAAUUGCAUGAGGCA
Triplophysa rosa is the source of this 3552-nucleotide messenger RNA. RefSeq names its product neuralized E3 ubiquitin protein ligase 1B (gene neurl1b). Lineage: Eukaryota; Metazoa; Chordata; Actinopteri; Cypriniformes; Nemacheilidae. The record is from RefSeq and is a predicted model, not a curated record. Gene Ontology annotation, biological process: ubiquitin-dependent endocytosis. The coding region runs from base 479 to 2173 and encodes 564 amino acids. Gene Ontology annotation, molecular function: ubiquitin protein ligase activity. Gene Ontology annotation, cellular component: early endosome. The transcript is spliced from 5 exons.